GCCUUGUACAAAUAAUGUUUUCCAAUACUUCAAUAUUUUUGAAGUGUAUGGAAUUCCUUUUGUCCCAGGUUUUUUGAUCAAUCUUAUAAAUUAACUGUGCGUGCAAGUACCUGUUUUGCGUUUCAUAUAUUCCUUUAAGAUUUAUUGUUAAAAAUUAAAUUUUGUUUGCCUGAUGAACUUUGGAAUUCAUUUAGGAAAGGGUCUAACAUGGUGGUUUCCCUGGAGAGAACCUGAUGAAGGCUUCUGUUGGACCGAAGACACAGAAAAGAAACUAAAAACUGAGAUUGAAGGAAUUAAACCAACAGAAAGGUCUGGUCUCACAAAGUUAAAAGCUCUUACAAUUGGCGCAUGUGGACAUGGGAAGUCGGCACUGAUUAACUCAAUUGCUUCAAUAAAUGCUGGCUACAAAACUACUGUUUGUAAUGCUGCUCCGUCAAAUGAAACUGUUACCAGAGUUUUCAGAGAUAUCGAGUUUGAUGACGAAUUUGGUCAAUGUGUUUUUGGGGAUAUUUCUGGGCUUCCCCUGUCAACGGAUAUUGAUCCAUUUCUAGAUGAUAUAAAGCUUAUCAUAAACGGUCAUAUUAAGAGCGGAUAUAAGUUUGAUCCAAAGAAAAGUAUAUCCCCUGAAAACAAGGAGUAUUAUAAAGAAACGCCUUCAAUUUCCGAUAAGAUUCAUUGUGCGAUUAUUGUCUUUGAUAGCAGACAUUGGGAAGAAAUACAUAAGAGUAUUAUAAGGAACGUCAAGAAGAUCAUGGAAACACUACACUCAAUGAAUAUCCCUGUGAUUGCCGUUCUGACAAAAACUGACAAGCUGUCCGCCCAAGUAAAAUACAAUGUCGAGUCCAUUUUCCGAUGUAAGAAAACCCAACAGGCUGUGAAUAAAGUAGCUGAGCAACUUGCAAUUCCAGCCCCAAAAGUGUUUCCUGUUGUAAAUUUUGAGGAAAGGGAUCACUUUACAUGGCGAGAAUCUAUUCCGAUACUUCUUUUUUUGAGAGCUUAUCUAAGAAUGGCCAAAGAGCAUGCACACCAUGCCGAUGAAGUGGUAAAGAAAAAAAUCUGAAACAUACAUAUCCGUCAUAAACUCAAAAUAUUAUGGUACCUUCUGUACAUACAGCACAUAUUAAUAUAUUUACAUUUUACAUUUUACAUUUUUAGAAUUUUAUUUUGUUUUAUAGAUAAUGUUUAUGCGCAAAAUAUCUGGAAAGGGAAGGGAAAGUCGUACAACAGCAAUGAUCAAAAUAAAAAAAAAUAAAAAAGGCUAAAAAUCACAGAAACGGUCCUAUUGAGUCUGUGCUUGUCAUAAAAUAUUAAAUGCAAAGUAUUUCCCAUCCUUUAGGACCGGUUAAAGUUGUAUUGAAUCCAUAACAUCACAAUCAUUUGCAUAAUCAACCCUGAAGAACCAGUUAAAUAUUACAACACUUAAUAAAGUUCGGGAAGCCAAACUCACUUCGGAAAAAGAAAAAUAAAUGUGUUGAAUUUAUGUUUUUUUUAAAAGGUUUCUUUUAAAAUGAAAUUGUAAAUUCAUAAUCGAGCAUGACUAAUGAAUGACUUCAAUGAUGUUUUAGUAACACUUCAUUAUUAGAAUUGUAGUAUCUAGCCAAUGGUGUGACAAUCAUAUUAGAAAAGAAGUUGAGUAUAUAUACCUUUUAAAUCGUAGCUGUUCUGACUUUAAACAUAAUGUUUUGUUUAUUUUGUAUAUUGGCUUAUCUGUUAUACUAUGUUAAUCAGUGGAACGGGGUUAAGAAAUAAAUAUCUUUUAUCUAAAUCCCAGGUAGAAAUUUAUUACACUGUGCAAGAUCUUAGAAGUACUUGUAUCAUAAUUUUAUUGCAUUGAAUGUGACUUGUACAUAUAACUCGCCCAAUUGUUUGUGCAAUUAUUUAAAACAUUUCUGAUCUUAAAUAACUUUAAAAUCUUUAAAUUAAUGAAACACUUUAAUUUGGUAUCAAUCAAUCUACUUAUUAUCUCUAAACCGAAACCUGCCAUACCUACUAUGAUGAAAAGAUAAUUGGGUACUGUGUGUUUCCUUAUCAAUUAACACAUACCAUUUCAUAAUCAUUUCGCUUGCACUUAUUAAAUGAUCUUUCAGCACAUUAAAGGUUUGGGGGAUAGGGAUGUGUCAUUUUGGCAUGUAUUGCUUACUCUAAUGGACCAAUCAAAACAUAAAAUUAGGUAAUUCUAGUAUGACCUUGACCUUUUUUACGUUUACCUUAUCAGUUUGUUAAUCAGAAAAAUAUGAGAGUGUGCCGUGUUUGCAUUGACUAUUGUGGAAACCUUGUUUCAUGGCGUUGUCAUGUUCUUUGUUGAAAAUUGUAUUUUAUUUUUACAUUCAGACAUACCCAAGAAUAUUAUUUGCCAAAUAUAUCCAAAUAUUAUAUAAUCAACAUAGUCAAAUUCUGGCUGAAAUUUUAUUUUUGUGAUUAAUAUUGUACUCAACGUUUUGUGAAAUCAGUCUGUGUGAAUAAAUCACUUUUAUCUAUUA
Ruditapes philippinarum (Manila clam) is the source of this 2480-nucleotide messenger RNA. RefSeq names its product interferon-induced protein 44-like. Lineage: Eukaryota; Metazoa; Mollusca; Bivalvia; Venerida; Veneridae. The transcript is spliced from 6 exons. The coding region runs from base 173 to 1060 and encodes 295 amino acids. The record is from RefSeq and is a predicted model, not a curated record.